CAGGGGAGCGGCACAUUCAAUUUCUGAAGCCCGCAAAGUGCAGUCGAUCGGUAAAAGUUACAUCUACGGAAAACAUGUCAACGGAUAACUUGAGUGCCGUCCUUCAUGGCAUUGGGGAUUUGCGUUUGGAACAACGGCCCAUUCCAGAAAUAGCCACCGAUGAGGUCCUUCUGGCCAUUGACAGCGUCGUCGUAUGCGAAUCCGAUUUACUUUAUUUUACUGAUGGAUAUAUUGGCAAUUUUAAUCUGACCAAGCCCAUGAUAAUCGGGAACGGUGCCGCCGGCGUGGUGGCCAAGGUGGGCAAGUCCGUUAAUCAUUUGGCUGUGGGCGAUCGCGUGGCCAUUCAACCGAGCGUUCCCUGUCGCAACUGCGAUCACUGCAAGCAGGACAGGCAAUUUCACUGCGAGAACAUGGUGUUCUGUGCGACGCCCCCAUACGACGGCAACCUCACGCGCUUUUACAAGCACGCAGCGGACUUUUGCUUCAAACUCCCAGAUCAUGUCACCAUGGAGGAGGGCGCACUCAUUGAACCACUUUCGGUGGGUGUCAACAUCUGUCGCGUGGGCGACAUUCGCCUGGGAUCGAGGGUUCUGAUCCAGGGCGCAGGACCAAUCGGUCUGGUAUCGCUUUUGGCUGCUCGAGCCUUAGGAGCUGCCGAGAUUGUGAUCACAGAUUUGGAGCAGCAGCGCCUGCAUUUGGCCAAGGAGCUGGGCGCCACACACACACUGCUGCUGGACAGGGAACAGAGUGCCGAGCAGCUUGCCAAAAGAGUCCGUUCAACCAUGGGCCAGAGCCCUGAGCAAGCGGUCCUCGACUGCGCUAGGACGAAUUACAUUGCCCACUCUUGGGGAUUUGUAGGUUGUGGUGGCAUUCUCCUUUUUGUAGGUAACGGUGCACGAUAUUUUAGGGGUUUCCUGGAAAGUGAAACGAAAAUACAUGGCGUUCGCUACAGCGACACCUAUUCGGCCGCUCUGGCUCUGGUGGCAUCGGGCAAAGUGAAUGUCAAGCGUCUGGUCACACACCACUUUGACAUCUCGGAGACGGUAAAGGCCUUUGAGACGUUCCGCUACGGCCAUGGCGAUGCCAUUCGUGUCUUGAUACAUGUCCAGCCCAGAGAUGCCAACAAUCCAGUUAAAUUUUAAAUAUAUAUAAUAAAA
This is a messenger RNA of Drosophila subobscura, 1157 nucleotides long. RefSeq names its product sorbitol dehydrogenase-like. Gene Ontology annotation, biological process: D-sorbitol catabolic process. The transcript is spliced from 5 exons. NCBI's taxonomy places the organism in Eukaryota, Metazoa, Arthropoda, Insecta, Diptera, Drosophilidae. The coding region runs from base 75 to 1142 and encodes 355 amino acids. The record is from RefSeq and is a predicted model, not a curated record. Gene Ontology annotation, molecular function: L-iditol 2-dehydrogenase (NAD+) activity.